Messenger RNA from Laetiporus sulphureus 93-53, 837 nucleotides. RefSeq lists its product as uncharacterized. NCBI's taxonomy places the organism in Eukaryota, Fungi, Basidiomycota, Agaricomycetes, Polyporales, Laetiporaceae. The coding region runs from base 1 to 837 and encodes 278 amino acids. The transcript is spliced from 3 exons. The record is from RefSeq and is a predicted model, not a curated record.
AUGCUGACAGACGACCUACCGUGGCCCGAGCUGGGCAACGUUUCUCGCGGAGCUACGAGAGGUAAUCAAGGGCAAAAGGGCAUUCUGGGGCCUCCAGACGCCGAGGGCCGAUGCGUGUUGCAGCUCCGAGUGCAGCCUGGUGUUCUCGCUGUACGUCUUAACCGCAAAGCAAGCGAUUGGUAUCGUCUACUUGACGGCGAAGUCAACCGUGCGCUGAAGCUGACAAAGACGUACUGGAGGAAAGCGAGACGAAGGCAAGAUUACGAUGCCCGGGCCGACCAAGACCACAUGGAACUGCACGAGUGGCUUCAGCAGCUCAAGGACAAGGUCAUGUCGCACCUGGAGUUGCUGAUGCAGAAGGGAGAGAUACAAGGUCCCCCUUACCUCAUGGCUGACCACCUUGAGCUUACGUUUUUGCGGAAAUUCAUCGAGCGACAAGCGGCCGGGAUCCCGCAUAACCCUCGUCUUCGACGGAACUAUAUCCACACGGCGACAGCAGUGUCAAAUUUACAAACGUUCCAGGGUCAAGGCGAAGCGUCGACUAGUCACAAUCAACCCGUUGCAGUUUGGGAUGAAGGAGACCGAAUUGAUCACGAUCAGGGCUCUACCAUCUCGACAGAGCCAGUGGAUGGAGACAAUAUGCGGUCCUUGCUAAAUGACAUGGAAACUAGUCGUGUGGCUUUAGCAAAAGCACGGGCGGAGCUGACUCGUGCCCAGAGAGAGACCCAGGAGGCAUUCAGAAGAUACACAGCCUGUCUGGAAGAGGAGCAACAAGCUCGUCAACGCGUUACAGGCAUUGAAGAAAAGCUUGACAUUUUCAGUAUGUCUGCUUUAUAA